Molecule: messenger RNA, 25196 nt
Organism: Amoebophrya sp. A25
Lineage: Eukaryota; Dinophyceae; Syndiniales; Amoebophryaceae
Source: the annotation of a GenBank genome assembly
UCAAGUUUGAAGCGUUUUUUUUUUCUCGGGCAGAAGGAAGCGUUGUAGACAGGAUGGAGGACAGGUUAGCCUCUCGCCUCGAGGAGGAGGUCUUCAACCUCGUGAGAUCACUCCCGGCUACACACGAGAUUCGAAGGCCAACCGGACCUGUCGAGGCGGCCAGCUUCAAAGCCCUCUUGGAGGAUGAGGGGAUGCCAGCUUUUCAUCCUGUAUUGUUUACCAAAGUCGUACAGCGUCUGCCUCCGGAGAAUAACUCGCGAAAAGUCGAUAUUCGAGGCUGGUUAAAGAAGCGCGGCGUAGUCUUGUCGACGCCGUCCACGUCUUCGAGUGCUGUUCCUGGUGGAGGAGCCGCUGGCGUGCGAAAGCGAGACGUGGAACAGGGAGCCGGUGAGGGUGGCAGAGUAGCAACAUUUGCGGGUGUUCGGACCGCUAAAUCAUCUUCAGCACAACGUUCGGGCGCUAGCGCUGGAGGUGCGAUCACGUCUGCGCUAAAAGCUGCAAGAGGGACGAAGUCACCCGAAAAUGCAUCGGCGCAGCCACGUUUUGACAGAAGUAGUGCAGCAGCUGGAGGUCGACUUCAACGUCAAUUGCAAGCCAAUGGGAAAGGAAUCGUAGCAGGCGAAGCUCCUUCACCUCCAGUCCAGCCUUGUAGUAGCACAGCUACGCCAGCAUCGGCAACGGCUGCAAGCAGCGCAGGCCGUUUGACGGGAGCUUUGUCAAGGGGUUCAUCAUCUUCUCGCGGAAACCGUCCAUCGACUCCGGUAAAAAUUCAGCCCAAUCCCACUCCAAUCACAAGUGCUACUCUGCGCGCUGUUGCCAAACGGCGACCACUCUCGUCAAAACUCGCAUCCGGGAAUCGAGCUGCUUAUCCUCUCGUUCCUCCAGUAGUCACAAGAAUUGGCGACGAGGCUGUUCUUGGGAAUGACGAGUCUGCGGCGAACUACCCCGGCGCACUAAUAGAGCAGGACGAGGCUUCACAAUUGAUUGCAGGCCAAACGAGAACGCAUUCUUUAGGACUGGACACGGCCGCAGCGAACAGUCUCGGAGUUCCUGAAGAGGCCUCUUUGCCAGAAAUAAUGACAAUGGAAGAGAAGUUGUCUCCGAACCCGAAGGAACUAGCCGCAGAGAUUACUGGUACAACUGGCGCUCCCCAGUCAGCUUCUGUGGCGUUCCAGGCUGAACAACAGCGACGCCCCUUCGCGCCAGCAGCAACACCGCGGUUCAUGGAGCCGCCUCUUUCCGUUGCAUCCUCCCCGGAAGCCGUGCAAGCUAGUGAAGGAAACCAGUCUUGCAUCACCUUUUCCGGAGAGGGGGAGGACAUCGGGGCUAGUGUCGAGCCUCCAGGGCUUCCACCUACAGCGACAGCAGGUGGCGUGGCAGCUACAACAAACGGAGCUAGCGCUCGAACGAAGAGCCAGCGGAUGAUGCCUUCGCCAUCCACGCCAUCGACGCCUCCGUCGAGCGCGACGAAGCAGCCGGGGCGAGGUGGCCUUCUGGCGUCCGGGUCGCCGGAGCGGCAAGUCAGUGGCGGCGCCUCCUCCUCCACCUCAAGAGCAGCUAGUUCUUCUGCCAAUGCUGGAGGGCAGCGCGUUGCACGCCAGCGGUCGGAGGAGCGCCGUCGAGAGCAGGCUGAGGAAGCUCUAUUUUACGCCAUUGCAGACGCCUGCGAAACGAAAAAACAGAUCGACGUGGGUGCGGCAUUUCUAGAGCGUGAUGUCGACUACCAAGGGUCGCUGACAGUCUCACAAACGCUCGCGCUCUUGGUGGAUCUCGGCCUGGGAGCUGAUCGAUGCGCGAUGGCCACGCUGAGGGAGGCAACCAGAGACGUGAAGGAAAUUUCGUACGUCGCGUGGGUGCAAAAAUACGGAAAAAAACGGUUGAUGGAUAAGCAGGCAGGCUUGCACAUUUUUGGUCCGUUGCCUGACACAGAGCUAUCUGAUGCUAUUCCUGCAGCUGCAGUGUCGUCGCCGCUUCUUGAUGUAGUCGAGGAAGAAAAUAUAAAGUCUCCCUCUCCACCGAGCAACAAUAAUACAAAGAGGGAUCUUCAUGAAGAAUUUAAGCAGACGUCACCUGCUUCACCACCACAACAAGGACUGAACAACGGGUCUAAGCGCAGGAAAAACGCUUCACCUCCAAAGCAGAAACAGAUGAGCUCCUUAUUAACAAAUGGUAGUAGUCGCGAUUUGGAUUUACUUUCGGCUCCUUCCUCUGCUUUCGAAGUUGCGUCUGCCUCUUCAAGUGCGGGGAUUGGGCCACCUCCGCCCUCUUCCGAAGACGAUGCAAGAGAGCUUACAACGCGAAAGAUAUCAGGGUCACAUGACGAUGCGGGGUUGAUGCUUGACGGAUUCGCCGAACUACUGCAGGCGUCGGGCAAUGCUGGCGACGGCAUCCAUCCGAUGUUUGCGGGUUCACCAAAAGCAGCAAUUGCCUCUGAAAAUUUGGACGCUGCGGCAAAUGCUGAAGCUCCCCUGUCCAGCGCAGCACUCGCGAAACGACCAGCGUCGACAAAGACAUCGCCUUCUCGACCUGCAGCAACAGUUGCGUCGAGCUCAAGCGCAGCAGGACCAUUAGUGGGCGCUGCGUCGGCUCUACUCGGAGUAGAUGGCGAUCAACUGGACAACGAAUUUAGCGGGGAAACUGGUGGCAGCGCCUUUGUGCCGCUCGAAGAGGCACAAGAUUUGCAAGAAGCUCUCCUGAGAAGCGUCGCAGAUCAGCAGCGCUCAACACCUUUCCCGUUUCUAGAAGCGUCAUCAAGUUCCUCGUCAUUCUGCCCGCCUGCGAAUGCUUUGAGUACACAAAACGCAACGUCUUUCGGUAGUACUGCCGCAUCUGGAACGCAAUCGUUGGCGUCCACAGGAAACCAGUCAGCCGCACCAAAUAGUAUCGCUGCAGCACAGACUUCGAUGGGGGCGUCGCUGAGCGGAGAGCGAAAUCUCACCGAUGCUGGAGCCGCAGGCGGACUUCCGGCGUCAGCGGUUUCUCCAUCCAUGGCUUCGCCUUCAGACCUAAGCGAGUCAACCCGACUGGGUAAUGGCACGGCCCUGCGUAACGCUGGGCAAGGUAGCGAAGAUACACCACAGCAGCCCGAGGCGAAACAGUCGCGCGUUGACCCAAGCAGGUCAUUGUUGUCCUCAGCUGCAGUGCUAGUUUUGAAUCCAGGUGGCACUUCGAGCAUGUCGCUGCUCGAGGAUGUCGACAGAUCGCUGCAAGGACGUGAGCAGGGUCCUGCUAGAAGUGGGGGUCCUUUACCACGUGCAGAGGAGGAGCCGACUUCUACAGCAGUUACCAACCUUGUCCCAGCCUCACCAGGUAGCGAUGACUUCGGUAACGACGUAGAAAUUGGAGCGGGUUCUGGGGGUCCGGCAGACGUUAUGCUGCCGGCAGGCACGGGCACUGAGCCAGAAGAGCUUGUUGCACCUACAAGACCGAUUGCUGAGAGCAGUGGCGGACAGCAACAACGGCCGCGCGCAGAGAACAGUGCAGCUCCUGUGAUCGUUUCCAUCGAUGGGCAGACGGGGCAACCGGUGCAAGCAGAGACGGGUGAGCAACCGGAGCACGAUCUUGGUGACUCGGACACGGUAGCGCCAGAAGCGGAGCUCGGCACGACAGUUAUGACAACAGCCGAGCAGGAUGCUGCAGUGAUUCUCAGCGAGGCGGCAGACGUAACCGCUGGCGGUGCUAGUGUUCCUCCCGAAAGUGCCGCGUCAACGUCUUCUGCAACAGCUCGCGUUGAGACGAAUGGCGCACCAGGUGCUUCGUCCUCUGACCCACUCAGUACAACGACGCCCGCGCUAUCGAAUAGCAUGGGAAGGUCGGCUGCCGCCGGCUCGGGUGCAGCGCAGGACAUCGACGAGGAGCACGAGGCGCACGCAACCGCGCCGCGAGAGCCGAGCGCGGGCCGCUCACCAGAUGUUUCCCCGCAAAAUGAGGAAAUUGUGGAAAGUGGUGAAGUUGGUUCAUCGAUGGCACAUGACCCAAGAAACGGCUCUCGAACAGUAGGGUUGCACACUUCUGGCACCGGCACGCCAAAUUCAGCUGCCCACUACCUGGUGAAUGCUGGUCGGCAGAUGAGUUCGGGGAGCGGCGGUCCUAACUUCAUGCAGCUUCUGACCGAGGUGGACGAAAACGAGACUGAUCGAGCUGCAGCUGCGAACACUGGGGACGCCCCCGAAGAAGUGCCAGCUCCUGAACGCGAGGUGGUCGACGUGUCCACAACGGGAGGUGCGGGAGGCACCGUGAUCGCUGCGAUGACGGCGGACGGUACGGGGGAAAGCAACCGUGUUGCACCAGGCAAUUCUGGGGAGCAGAACGGUGCGCCCCCUACUCCUGCAGACGGUCGUGCGCAGGAAGCUCCCGCUUCCUCUGGCGCGACUGAACAUAGUAGCGAACAGCAAGAUGUGAACGUCGCAUUUAGGAUCUCGUCGGACGAGAACGUGCGGGCUGGCGGUACUGCGCCGUCGGGCACGAACCGGAGAUCGGAACCGGAAUUAACGACAAUGGCGAGUAAUCCAGGGGAUACCCGUUCGCAGGAUGUAGCUGCCACCGUACUUUCGUUAUCGCCUGAGGUAGAGGCCACUGAGGCUCGAAUCGCGCAACUUCGAGAAGCGGAACACGCGCACGCAUCCACGUCCUCCUCAACGGCCGCAGCGGAAGCAAGAACAGCCGCACUGAACGCAGAUUCACCUGCAAUGCUAUCAAGUGUGAGAUGUACGGCAUCUACUUCACAGGAGAUUCUAGAGAGGGACGUGGCAGCAGCUCUCAACGCGCCUUCAGCAUCGAACCAUGACGCUGGAAAACGCGCGCCAGAGGCAGAAGGUGAGCGUGCUCCUGAGAAAGAGUUCAUGCUGGGUAUGGGUAUGCGGUUGAUAGUAACGCCACCGCCAGAACCGGAAACAGGCGAUGAAUCAGCACCAUCUCAGCAGCUGAGCGAGGCUGUCGUGGUUCCAAGUAAUGCUACUUCAUCCAAAAAUACAGAAGUACAUGGUUCGCAAGGGGGCAAGGUCAACCUCAGCGGUAACGAACAAUCUUCUCAGAGGACUCAGGUUAGAUCCGAGGCUAGCGGUCCAGCCACAUCAGCAAAAGGACAGGCGGCCGAAGGUACUUCUGUGCAGCAGCCGAUGCCAAGCUCUGCAGAGGAUGAUACAACAGGGGCUUUCUACGCUGUACCGGCAGCGCUCGACGAGCAAGCUGAAAGGGACGCUGCUUAUGCUAAGCUUUUCGAGACAGGCGUGACGUCCUCAAUGUCAAACGCACCAUCAGCUGCAGUGGUCGCAAGUGUUGCGUCUAGUUCAAAGAAUAGCUUACCACCCGUGAAUCCAAGCGAAGGAAAAACCAAGACGGUUUUUGCGACUGCAAAGUCUUCCACUGGCGAGAACGCACAAGCUUCUGCUCCGUCGGUAGUUGCUGCUUCAUCUGCCUCCCAACAAAGUGUUGUGAAAGUGACGAAAAAACCAGAGGAAACCCCUAGCGCCGCGACUGGCACGCCUGGGGGCGUCAAGAAGGCAGAUUCAGGAGAAGAAACUCCCAAGCUGCUUCGGGAUUCAAAAGAGAAUCCUUUUGCCGCUGCAGUUUCCACUGGCAAGAGCGAUGCCGUGACGUCACCUCUCGUUAUCGUGACAAGUAGUGCCACUGCCAGCAAUCCUAUUGUAACUUCAACGGCGGCGAAGAUCGCAUGUCCGGCUUCCUCGCCUGCUCCUACAUAUACGACCGCGCAGACAGCUCGCGCACCGCCACCAACGGCGGUUAAGGCCUUCGUUGGAGGUGGAAGGUCGGACUCAAAUGAUCAGAUCGCAUUGACUUUGGUAGCAAUAUCGGAAAAGCUGGACAUGCUUACCAGCGCAGGCGCCGCUUCUCAAGUGCGAGAGCAGAUUGAGGCACUAACGUUACCGCGGUCAGCGGAGGUCGCUCAGCGCGGACUGACACCUAAACUCAGUACCGCGGAGGAGCAAAAAAUCAAACAGGGUAACACUAACACUAGCACUGAGCCACCGACAAAUUCUCACUUCCCUGGAUCAGGUUCAAGAACGGGAUCCGGAGAUGCCAGAACGAACAUCACAGAUCAAGUGCCGAAGCUGUCAACGCUGCAAACGGCUUCGCCUUUACAAAAGCUGCCACUCUCGAGCCCUUCCGCUUCGGAAACACGAACGCCCGUCUUCGUCUCAGCAGCGCGCACUGUGCUCGGAAGUCGUGCGGAAACAGGCUCUACGCUCUUCACAGAGACGUUGACCGUCAGAGAAGAUAAGCAGCCUGCCUAUGCGCUCAAGAAGAGGACAAAUUCUCAAGUAAAUAAUGAUAUCAGGAGGGGACCAAACAUACAACUAGAAGACGACGGCUCGUCUGGAUCUGGUAAUUAUAAUACGGCCUUUUCCGAAUCCGAUGCUGUAAUAGCAGGGGACGAGCAUCCUUUGCAGAGUCAGUUAUCUUUGACCUGGGAUCAGACGCACAUCGCGAAUCCCAACGUCUUGAACCCUUCCCGGUUCGGACGUGAGGACCAUUUUACGCAUAGAGCGAUGAGUGUUGGGGUGCACGCCGUGGAUUUUCAAUCUCCGGUUCGAUGGGUCUCUGCGGUGCGCUUGAACCAGCUCAAGGCUUUACAAGAGGAACGGGAUCGCUCGUGGCCGCUGCUCCCCGAAAAUGAGAAGACUCUGGGACAGCAGUUGUCGCAUUUGGGCCUUUACGCUGUCUCAGGCACAAACGCAUGUUUUGUAGCCGCACUCUCAGCAUUUGCGGACAUGCCGGAACUGGUGUGGCGGGUUUUCGCGAAUUCUUUUAGAAACGGACAGCUCAUGCGUGGCAGUACAAUAUCCGGACUGCCACCGAACGCGCAAGACGCGGCGGCCGCCGGCGGUGGGGAGAACUUCUUCUUUCUGCGCUUGUACCUUCCGACAGCCGAUUUUCUGCCGGGCGAAGUAGCGAUUAAUGAUCGUGUACCGUGCUGUGCAAAGACACAAACAGACGCAGGGGACUGGCAACACUGGCGACCUUGCUUUGGUACAGCUACAGCCUAGAAAUAAUUGUAUCUGCUCUAAAUCGCGUUCGCGAGUUUCGCACUUUGGAUGCUAUCAUUGCUCCGCAGUCUGAGAAAGUGACUCAUGAUGUAGGAAAUCAUAUUUGAUCUUGAUGUUUAAGUUAAUGUUCUUCUACGAACAAAAUAUUGUAAAUUUCUUAAGUAAGUAAAAGCAGCACUCGGAGGAAAUUUAGUAGGUACUAUGACGAGAGAACGUGUUCCACCAAGACAAUCGUAACCACGAGAUCCCCACCAGAACAAACAAUGCAUCCCACCAAAUCGAUGAAUCUGGCUCGUCUUUGUUUUGAGCGUCGUACAAAUCAUCGACUCACAUGCAAACUUCUUUGUGCUCGUCGAUGGGAUGAGCUCCAUUCAUUUCUUAUAAUUAACAUUUCUUCUCUGACGAAGCCUUCUUAUGACCUACGGGUUAACUCCUCAAGUUCGCGGUUGCCUGAGCUCCGCAAGAGACAGUUUCUAUUGUGAUUGAACUAAAUGCAGUGAUUACUGCGCAUUCCUCUCUUCUCAUUUGAAGAGAUAAAGUGACUCUUUAAAGUGUUCUCAGUUGCUUCCACGAACAGAGCCCAGCGAGUUUAUCCAAUAUUUCAAUGGUAGCGGAGAGUGGUUAACGACACCACCGGUUAGUUAGCCAAAGGAAGCAACUGAGAGGAAGACUCUAUUUAGGUUUUAUUACGACAGAGAUGAAUCAACAUGGCCAUCGCGAGGAGGUGACUAAGGAAGAGUAUAAUCACCUAAGACGACGAGGCCGAGCUGAAUUCUUCAAGGGACUGCAUGGAAUGCCACAGAAGAAGGGCAACACAUUGCACGUUGAAGAAGACCAGGAGUUUCUGACCAUCGAGCAGAUUGAAACUCUAGAUGCUAAGCGGAGAAAGAAGUACUACCGCGACCCUACACGGUUUAUGAAGAAUCUGGUACGCAUUGGAGGACGAAAGCGGACACCGGAAGGCGAGAGACUAGUACCGAUCCGAGUCGUUGCGCCAGAUAUCGAGCGUGCAAUCCUGGAAGAGCAACAAGUAACACUAGCCAGUAGUUCUAGUGCCGUCAUCUCAUGCUAUAAGGAAAACCAAGCUGAAGAUGCCCAACCUGUACAAGAGGAGAACAACGCACAUGACAACAACAAGCCCGUCUCUCGAUUUGAAGACCAUUCUCGAGGACGAAGCGGAGAGGGCGGAAACAUCUUCGGAGGAAGAGGCUCUGUCUCACCAGUUGAGCAGUGAUAGCGUACUACUGUCAAAGUUAAGUAGUGAUGGGGAGGCCAGUAGCGAUGGCAUAGUGCCUCCGACACCAGUACGCAGGAAGAGACUAAAAUCAUUGUUUAAACAAGGAUGGGAUGAGUUAGGAAGUAGCAGUACGGCAAGGAACUUAACGGCUGAAUACGAAAGGGGACGUGACCACUUGAACAAAGAGCUUGCCGCACUAGAAUGCUCCGAAGAAGUACUAAGAUCAAGGAGAUUUGACAACUGGGCAGGAAGGAUCGAGAAAAGACAGUCGAAGAAAUCCCUUACGUCACCACUACAGAUCAUGAUCUAUGACUACGCUGGAUUAGCAGUACUACAUGGUCUGGGAGAGGAGCUUUUGCCGUGGUCAAGAUUUGAACAAAUCACACGCUUCUACAAUGAACUUCCUCUAGGCGGUGCCAUCUUCUCUUUUCCCACAUGGGAAUUCUGUUUGAAGGAGAAGAUCGAGGACCUGACUAGGAUCCAGAAGCUAUCGGCACGCAAUGCAGACGCACGACUUGAGCGCAUCGUUCAACUUUUGGUUACACCAGAAGGUCAUCGUCUGUUUUGGAGAGGAAAUAAAUCGCUGAUUGCUGGGGUUCUGAAGGAGCUGUCUGGUAGGCAGAAGGAACUCAGGGAUAGAAGGAAGAAGCUGAAGGGUUUUGAUAAAUAUUCGGAUCAACAUCGCAAGAAUCUGGUAGUUGACAGAUUGCUCUUGUAUUGAGCGUUGCAUUUGCACUAGUAACUUGGACAUAGACUCAUCAACUUCGGUUGAGAUCAAGGGUUACCCAUUACUGACACGACUGAUUUGCAGACAACAAGAUAGACUAACUGAUCCUACAGCCUGAGCUGUAGUGCAAUAUGUUGUAGAAACGUAAGAUAGAACGACGAAGGACGGUGCAAAACCCGUAUUACUGGGGUAACACUUCAGCAGUUAAUGAAAAUUAGUGUUAACAGAAUCGUCAAGACCGACUGACGACAGUGGAGACAUUCUGAACAAAGGCCGUCACCAGUCAUUUUACAUGUGAUAGGGACAGCUACAAUCAUUGCAUAGCAUUUUCCUGAAAUCUUUCGAGAUCUGAAUCUAAGAAUGGCAGGCAGUUGAUCGAUGCAUCCUGUCUACGUCUCCUCAAAUUUAAAUCCGAGGACAAUCCUACAUGAUCGUGCUGGUGUCCCUGAAGUAAGACGCAUAAACUAGGAGGUGAGCGCCGUAUUGUAUCAUUAGGAUUCAUGACAAAACUGAUUCUGCCAUUCUCUGUGCAAUUGUUUGACUUGUUCACGAUCCCACUGUUUUAAUGAUUUAGUGGUAGUUAAGAGCACGUUGUUCCUGGAGUACGAAUUGGUUCUCCUAUAAUAAGUGAAGAAACCCGUACUGAAAGGUUCGGAGUAGUUGAGUUGUAGGAAGCACACAUAGGUGCUAUUUGUCCGAGAUUGAUUGACCCAUCCCACCGGUUACGAACAAGUAGAAAAGGAUAGUUGGCACAAUCUCGACGACUAGAGUAAAAAUCAUACAAGUAAGAUCCUCAAGGAAAGUGUGCGUUAGUUGAAGGCGAUAACAUGACAAGGAACAACUGGUGGAAAAGGGAGAAGAAUAGAAGGAGAAACUCCUUCGAAGCACUUACUUCAAGUAGUUCGAUUGAGAACGAGCCAACUACUGCCCCACAGGACGUCAACAUGACCGGCGGAUUUCAUAGUGGAGAAAAUCAAGACGUCGGGAAUAACCCGUUCCAGCAGAACCAGCCACAAUAUGAUGCUACCGGUCGCCUUCUUCCAAUGAACAACUCCGUUUCAGGUCAUCCUGAGCAAUCCUCUGGCUCAGGAUAUCAUCCGAGUCAUCAAUUUGCUGGUGGAACUGGACAAGACUUUGGGCAGAGAGUGGAGCAAGCGAAAGGAGCUGUGAUGAACCAUAUAGCUCAAGUUGAUCAAAAGGCCGAAGAAGCGAAGAGGAUCGCAUCAACCACCAGUAAUCGCCUAGAUCUGUCACUGGCUGAACAGUAUCAAUUGAUACAGGGAGUAAAAGAGGAGGUUGCCGAGCAAAUGUCACUACUGAAGAUGACCCAAGAUGCUGUGGAUAGGGCCUAUCAGAGGAUGGAGCUUGAACUACAGCAACAGGGCGUCGAUGACCAAGGACUAGCUAUGCGUCUGGAGGAACAGCGCCGACUUAUUGGAGUUAUGGGCACGGACAUCCAGAAUGUGGGAGAUGAUGUGUUCCGACUGCAGUGCGAGGUGCGCGAAGUCAGAGACAGUUAUACUACGACCCCAGAGAUGGUUAGAAUGCUCAACGAGGCGACAGAACGAAACAUGCACCACGCUAACAAAGAGCUCCGGCAAUUCAAACAGCGUCUUGCUAACAUCGAGAGAGAUGUCACUAAGGCGAGCAACAGAAUCACCCUGCAGAGUAAGAGUCCGUCUGCUGAGCUCACUUCCCUUUUAACAGCCGAUGAACAGACCGAAGUCAAGGAGGAGAUUGCAUCGGGCGAACGUCUUCUGCUACAACAGAAAGAUAGUGAACAACUGCAAAUGAAAAAUGGACGCGUCGUGAACUGGGAACGCCAUGCCGAGCAAAUAAGACAAGAAAGACGUCAGCUACAACAAAAGUUUCAUCAUCACUACGGCGUCCCGAGUAAACUUGGAGCACUUCAUGGUGACAGACCACUAGUGCUUGGGCCAACAGUUGAGGAAGGAGCGAAGCGAAGGGAGCGCUGCUACUCCGAUGGUGGGCAUCAACCCAGAACUGGCAGUGCGUUCGGUUUCGACUCUGCAAGCGAUAUUGGUUCUGACUCCGGACGUCCUCAUGGGCGCGGAUACGACAGUGAGCAUGGUGGUUACAUCAUGAAACGCUUCCUGCGACAGGACUUCCCGCAUAGUAGAGGAAAAUCUGGGGCAGAGUACUAUGUACUGUCAGGUGACACAAACGAUGUUCAGAGUGCCACGGCUACUACAGGGCAAUCAGUACCCCAUCCAACAAAGAGCAAGGCUGUAGCAGGACGCGGUCGCGCAGAAGAACAACGUGGUUUCUCCCCAGACUCAUCAGCCUCGUACGGGACAAGCCGUACCGGUAAUACAACUGGUAGACAUGCUGACCAGAGUGGAGAUUCAUCUGUAAACCGCCGACGGAACAAGAAGAAGUCAAGACAACGGUCCCGCAACAAAAAGAAGCGUCCUAACUCCACCUCUCCAUCUCCAAACAACAACCGUAAUCGUGUGAAGAAAAGCGCGAUGGAGCAAGAUCAAUCAGGAACUCGACAACAUGGUGAUGGUCAGGGCACUUCUCGUAGGAACGAGAAGGGGCGUAGAGGUCAAUCUGGAAGAAGCGACUACGAGAACAGCCAAACUGAGGAACAACGACCAGGGCGUCAGGACGACCGUCGAGGGCGUCGCGAUUCAGGGGGCGGCAGUGGCGAUGGUGGUGACUACAAGAAAAAGAAGAAGGAUGAUGAUCAGAGUUCCGGUGACGAUCGCAAAAAGUCUAACAAGAAGAGCAAAAAGAAGAAGAAAAAGACGAAGAAAAAGAAGGGUGUGAAAGCAAGGAAGAGAGGACCACCGGGGGACUUUGAUCCAAGUUCAAGCGACUCAUCUUCUACGUCUUCCGACAGCAGCGACGAGACUGGCUACCCAGCUGGAACACCUCCACACUCAACAUCGUCUUCAUCUUCGUCGUCUGACUCGAACAAAUCUAACCAUUCUAGCUCCGAUGACAGCUUGCCAUUCGGUCAUGUAGGAAAGAAGAAGAAAAAGAGAGGAAGCAAAAAGAAAAGGGGAUUGAGAAGCAAGAACGGAGGACGUGGUAGGAGAACCAAAUCCGAAGAUAGCUCCUCUUCAUCUUCUUCUGACGCAUCUGACAAGUCAGGACGACGUCGCGGGCGUAAGAACUUUGAGCGUGAAUGGUGGAACGGAGAAGAAGGAGACGUGCAGUUUGCAUUUAAUUCGGAAGACGAAUACCAGGCCGAAAUGUAUGCUAACACUCGUAACAUAGGCGGAGACAACUAUGGUUCUCGCAGGACGAAGCGUAAGAAUCCCAAUGGAACUAUUAAAAUUGGGAAGCAUGGUGGGAUUGUUACUCAACUAGAUCCUUUCCGUAUUCCUUUGGAAUCCGAAGUACUGCGACAGGGCUACCGUGUCAGGCAGAAGCACAUCGGAAGACUGGAUGUGAAGAACCUGAUUGGUCUGCGAAAGUAUCGGGAAGAACGAUCUUUGUUUACCUGGAAAGCACACUUGGAAUCGAAGUUAAUGACAGCGAUGAGUAAGCAAGGAGUUCUGUCGAAAGAUCACGAACACACACUAGUGAAGGACUACUGGUUGGAACAAUGCCACACAGCGGAGGAACGUGCCACGAUGUAUGGUUUGAAUUUGAUCGACGACUCGAAUCCAGACACAUGGUUGAUCCACAACUACUUGGAGACUCUCCUGGAACUUGAACCAGAGAAGGCGAACAGAACAGCAGAAUACAUCAAGGAGUGGUCCAUUAGUGGUGGAGGAUGGAACAAACCAGGAGCAAAUCUGUAUCGUGAAGUUGUGCGUUUCUCUCGAGCGGCACACAGUGUGGGUUUCAAGACAAAGGCUUCCAAGCGUCGACCGGAGCGACAUCUCCUAAUUCUGCACGAAUUACUCCAGCGUGUCAAGUUGUCAGAAGCUACCAAGGAGGACAUCCUGAAGUCAUCGGGGCGUGCCUUCCUCACCUACCGGGACAUCCGUCGUUUCGCGAUACGUCAUCAAAACAUUAGAACUGCGAACUCCCUUCUUGACAUCUCGGACAAACGGCUGUUGCGUGUGCACAUGGGUGAGAUUGUUGAGGACAAAACAGGAUACUCAGAGGAUGGCGAUCAACUAGAUGUGUUUUCCGCUGCCUUCGACAAGUUUCGCGAUAAGGUCAAGCCAGCACGAGGGAAGGAGGUGUGCUACUACUGUGCAGAAGAAGGACACGUUUCAAAAGACUGUCCGGAGAAGAGAGCAGGCAAGCCACCUCGCUGUUGGCACUGUAAAAAGCCAGGACAUCAGAAGAAGGACUGCCCGCUGAAACCGGCAACGACUGUACUUGCGGUUGCUGUUCGCAAGCUGAGGCAAGUGCAGGGAAAAAUGCGUGCACAAGUGUCAGGACAAGGCGGACAACGUCGUCCCCGUUACUAUGGUUCGAACGUAAAGGCGAUGCUCACCCUAUAUGAUACGGCGGGAACGGAGGUGCAACAGAUCGGCAUCGAUGUUGAUGACUUUGAGGCAAAUCGUGUACUGACUGGUGGAGUAACGGAGCGGGAGAUCAUGGAGAUGAUACCCGAAGAACUGGAUGAUCCACUAGACUACAACCCAGACGACUUACAGUGUACCGCAGUGAUGCAGAUGCAACAACUAGAUCCCCAUGCUGCAAAUUUUGUACCUGGAAACAAUGCCAGUAGUGCUGCUACGGUACAGGGUACCUCAUCUAGAGUUGGUGACGAAAGCAGUGGUAAGACGGGUUUUUGAGGGCCCUUACUAGGGGGUCCGCGAGUAAGGGCCAAUUCUCUGAGCGGAUCACAGCAAUGCAGAUCUUCAGGAAGGAGAUAGGAAGAGGAGUAGAUAAGAUCACUGCACUUGCUGCGGGAGGACUAGAUGAGGAACAAAUGAAGAAAUGGCUGGUGGACACGGGAUUUAAUGCGUACACAUUUCUAGGAUCACGAGAAGUUGAAAGAUACAAGAAAAGAUGUCAAAGCUGUGGUCUUCUAGUAGAGGUUAAAAGAGCAAACUUCUCCGCCAAGACAGCAGGAGGCACCGCCAAGAUUUUGGGUACCGUGCCGAUUGUUUACUUUGCACCAGUUGGCUGUCCAGUACCUGCAGGAGCGGUUGAAGGCGUGGUCAUAGACGACGGCAACUGGCCGGUCGAAGCGAGCAAGCUGAUUGGGCUGGCUCUACAGAUAGAUUUGAAGAUCGAUAUUUUGAACUCACAGGAACGACUCGUCUGCGGAAGCUAUGUCGGUAGGCAAGUAAAGAAACAGUACUUCCUCAACCUGUGGGAACGCGUAGAUGAAAGAUUUUUGGAAUUGGUAGCUGAUGGCGUGAACAACAGGGGUUUGCCACUUUCCGCAUCAGCAAAAUUGGCAGCGGCAGAGCUUGCUGCACCACAAGAACGAAUGAGUAAGAGUAUUGAAUUCGUAAUCGAUCCAAAUAACAACGAGUCUUCUAGUGGUACGAUUGGCGAACAGAAAAGUAUCCAGCUAAUCAAGAUCGAGGCCACUACUGUUGGACAAAUUUUUCAAGACGACCUGGGUGCUGACUGGCAGUCUGAGUCAUGGUGUGCGUACAUGAAAACUAUUCUUGGCACCAAUGAAAUAUCAGUAUCAAGCCGCAAUGACGAUAAGGCAUCAAUUCGCGUCGUUCGAGACCUUGACAACAUCUACAAGCGUUACUCCAUUCACCACGACUUUCGCGAUUUCAUGAAGAGGGCGCGACUGCCUGAAUUGAUACCAUUAGCAGGCGAGAGCCACGUGAAUCUAGUGGAAAUCUACUACUUUAGAGGUAUUGACGUGGUGGAGGCGGCAAUGCCAAUCUGCAGCGUCGACUUGAUUGGAGUGCCAAUUGUUGAACAGAAGAAGAAUGGUGAACCAUUGAGACCAUUCUUCCGGGCUACCGAGACGCCCACCAGUCUACAUACAUACUCGGCGUGUGGUUUCCAGCGACAAAGGGAAACAAGUUCCACUUCUUCUCCGAGGGAAGGCCGUUCGAUUUGAAGUACCAAAGGAGAUCGAGGAUGUAGUAGAAGAAGGUCUUACUGGUAUUAGCUGUCGAGUACAGCAAAAGAUCAGUGGUCACCCAGACUUCCCGCGUUUUGCGAAGUCAGUUGUCGACUUCUUGGCGACCCAUAAAACCGCAGUGGCGGUGGUGAGCGGCUGUGGACAUGGGGCAGCAGUUGCGUGUGCGGAGCUGAUUGCUGAAGAGAUGAAGCUGCGUGAUCAACGUCGUCCGGUGCAUUUCUCUUUAGUCUCGUCACUAGCGGCAAGCGGGAAUCGUUGUACAUCAAACGGCCGAAUUGUGAAAACUGGAGUCGGCAGUGUUAGUGCAGGCCAAGAUGAACUAGAUGGGAAGAACUGGACCAUUCCAUCAGAUCCACGGAGGAAGAUGAAUAGACGUCAGCGAGAGUUGUGCAACCAGCUUGCAGCAUUUACACAACGACAAGUCGGCAGGACACCGAAGAAGAUGCUCGAGCAGGUCGUUAGAAAGCAAUUUCGUGGAGUCUCAGCAGAGGACGCGCGAAUUGCUAUCGAGGGAGUCCUGAGAAGGAGUCUAACGGCAUACCGGUACACUGCAUGGCCGAUCCAUAAGUCUAUCGGUUCGUGGAACGCAGUUGAUGUCACAGCCGUUUCAAUGCUGGACACGACCUUCGCUAGUGCGUCACUGAUGAUAACGCCAGGAGCUGUUGUACAACUUGUGCGCAAGGUGACGAACGAUACGUGGGGAGAAUACACGGGGGACAAGUUUCUCAAGGUGAAGUACGGUGGAGCAGCUGGUGAUCAGGAUCCCGUCGAACCAGAUGAGUACGUGAAUGCGCUGGAGAACGAAGGAGCACGAGAACGAGUUGCUGCUGCAAAAAGAGAAGCGCGAGAGCUCGGUGAUGAAGAGGAGGACGAAGAGGAAGAUGAUGAGGAGAGCAAGAAAGGAAGGGGUUACCCUAACAAGAAGGCCGUCAUAGGCUUCGUCUCGAGAAACAUCGACAACAUCGGGAGAAUUCUGGUGCUGGACCCAGGGCGUGAAAACAUCUCCCGGGAGCUUGUGCUAGUACUUCUGGGAGUGGGCAUACGGGUCAUGAUUGUGACUAUUAAUUCGCCACGGGCACUGAGUGAGGCCGAAGUGAGCAAUCUGCACCUGAAGACAGAACUGCAUAUCAUGCAGAAGCAUCCUCUUCUUCGACAUCUACCACUGAGUGUACAAGUACCGUUGGCAACAUGGUCGCGUCGGGAUCGAAAUCAGUGGAGAUCGUUUCUAGAACACGGCGACCAAUGGCGAAUACACGGGAAGUACGAGGCGCCAGGGACUGACUCAUUGCAGUUUUGGGACGUAGGAGCAGCCAAGAAAAGCCAGCUUUUGAGGGCCGAGCACCGUGAAGCCAUGAGAAUGUGCCGUAGUGAAGCGAUGCUCGAUGCGAACCUGCAUGCAGCAUUACGCGAGUUGCGACGACGGAUCACCACCGACACACAUGGUUUUGUCCCGGCUGUAGGGGACCUAGUCGAGUGGAAGGACAAGGACAACAAGUCUCGUGCGGCAACCUUCCAAGGACAAAGUGAAAACGGCGCCAAGUACAUCUUGAAGCCACUGAGUGGCACAACAGCGAGACAGUAUGUGAAAAGAGGACUGGUUUUGCCGGUGGUGGACUCGGAACGAUUGGCAUGCAUGCCGCUGACAACAGAGAUCACAGCUUCUGACUUACCACAUCUCGAUGACCUCUGCGAUCAAGCGAGGAAUGGUGACCUGGUGCAGCGAGUGCAUGGGAAGAAGAGCUCGACCUCAAGCAAGUUGGUAUCUUGUCUUGACUGCGCCGAGGCGCGGUAUGUCGAUCCAACCUUUCCGGCGAACGAGACGCGCUGCGUGCAUCUACUUCCUCAGGUCAUAUGCGGUGACUAUUCAGACGAUGCGCUAUCACUGGGAGGAACUUGGAUAAGUGAGAAACGUUUGAAUCCAAUCCAUUCCGACUUGACUAUGUACCAACAACAAGCCGAGGUGGAUGAAGAAGGAGGAACGGGGAAUGAUGUUGAUCCUGGAGAAGCGGCCGAUGUUGAUGGUGAUGGUGUAGUUGAAGGAUUGGGGAUCCCUGAUGCCGUUGUUACUUUUGGUGGAGAAGAGGUCAUAGAGUUUGCACCAGACUUCGAGCUGGACAGUGGCUCGGAAGAAGUCGGGAGAGGAGACGAGGAUGGUGCUGAGGAGGAUACAGAAGCACAGAGCGCUGAUAUGGAGAUGACUGCGUACACGGUUGAGGAGGGAUUAGUUCCGGACGUUAGUGAAAGUACAGGCAAGAGGGACUCUACACAUACAUCGGCGGAAGAACCUGCUCGAGAAACUGAUAGUCACUUCGUUAAAGGAUCAAAGAAACAUCAGCGUCGUGUUCGUUUUGCCUUGCCGAAGACUGUGAACACUGGAACAAAUAGCAGAAGGCGAUGUAGUAAGCGCAGGAUGAUAAAGAUCAAAGGGCAGUGGCGUCGGGUUGACGAUUUGGAAGCAGCAUGGCGUGCUGCUGGUGUCAACAUGGUAGACAUUAAUGAGGAGCAGUUCAGCAAGAUGUGCGAACAUGUUGAAGCACAAUUGAUGGAGAUGAAGCUUGAGAAACCAACCACCACUAGAUCGACUGCAACUUGGGAAGCCACACAGGACAACGUGCUGGGGAUUCCAGUUGAGAAGGACAGCAGGUCACUUGGGACUAUUGUCCGUCGUCUUUUCGAGAUACGUGCUAAGGGCGCACAUGUUGAGACAUCAGAGUUCGCGACACUGGUGAACUAUCUCCGCGACACACCAAUCGACGGACAUUGGGUGAAGCCAAAAUGGCUUUGCGAUGAGAUCUCAAUAGUGUGGGGAUGCGCAGCGAGCAAGAAGUAUGACCUGUCGAACUCACUACAUGAAGAUAGAACAUCUACCGGCUUUUAUUUUGAAGAAGGAGGGCGCGAAGGAUCAGUGAAGAUGUGUAAGGAGUGGCCACCAAAGACCAUGGGAGCACUACGCUUUGAAUUUGCGCGCACAUUCGCGGCUGACUCUGGUAAGCCAGAAAGUCGAGUGAUGUCGAUCCAUUCAGAUGGGUUUACCGCGGCAAUGCGAAAGCGACUGAGGUCUGCAAGGAAAUUGCCAGACAUGACUCCCGCCACCGCGAUCUCACAGCUGCAGGCGAAAGAGCACAUUGCUUACGCAAUAGCAAAGGAGCUGAAAGGAACGCUAACUCCACAGAAUGGCGAGAAGAUGGCGAAUGUGCUGAAAGAGGAGGGUAAGGAGUGGAAGUCAGGAGGACAACGCGAAAAGGAGUUGCUCACAAGUCGUUUCAUCAUUGACAUCAAGUAUGAGGAUGAAUACAAUGUGGUGAUUAAGUGCCGAUGGGCACCAGGUGGUCAUCUGCAAGAAAGACCCACAGAGCGGUCAGAAAACGCAUCACCUACGCUUGCACCUCUAGAACUACGCAUCAUGUCCCUACUUGCUGGCGCUUUUGCGAAAUGCUUUGUCGAGUUCUUCGACGUACCACGGGCAUUCAACAUCAGUGAACCAUACGCGGAGAAGGACAUGCCUCGGAUGCGGUUUCCUGGCUGUGGCGAUGGUGAAUUCGGAGAAAGUUUUCAGAAAGCACUGAACAUCGUGAACAACGAAAACGGGUUGAAGUAUGCGAAACAGGACAGACUUGGAAUUAGGGUGCCACAAUAUGGUCUCCUGGAUGCUUCUUACGCGUUUUACUCAAAAAGCCGAACUGAGCUGACGCGGGAUCAGUGCGUUCCGGCAUCGCUAUCGCCAACUGUCUAUCGAGUUCUCGGAGAGAAAGGCCGAGUUAUUGCGUAUCUUGGUUCACAUGUAGACGACUUCAUGGUCAUCGGCGACGCGACAGUUGCUGGAGCACAAGAAAGCAUCCACUCGCGAAUGCGGCGCGCUUUCCGAUCGUUGCAGGAGGAGAACUUCGUGAAAGUAGGCAGCGACUGGGAGUCCUUCACCGGGAAGAUGGUGCGGUUGGUGGAGGAUAGUGAAGGGAAGCAAGCGUUGGACAUCAGUCUACACGAAAAAAUUAGGGAGCUGAAUGAGUGGAAGACUGACGAGGAGGCAGCAGGAGGCAUCUGUCAUGAUGGCAGUCGUCUUUUGACGGCAACUGAGGUCACCAGACUGAAGGGGACACGAGGAUCUACUGGAUGGAUAGCCGAAUGGGCAUGUGAUUUCUUGUACGAACAGAGAACGCUUAGUAGUGGAAACGAUGCCGACCGUGAUGUGAAUAAUGCUAAGCGGAUUAAUAGCAUGGUGCAGUCCAUGAAGAAGCUGCAGGAUGAAGUCUAUAUUCGGCUAUGGCUGAGUAUCAAGGAUCCAGUGAUUUUACAGUUUUCAGACGGUAGUUUUCAGAGCCGGCCAGUCAAGGUAGAACGCGAGGACAAGACGAAAAACAACAAAGGGAUGGCAGAAUACCUUCCAGCCGGUAGCGAUGCUCUAGCACAGGCACGCGCUGACGGAAUGCGACCGAUGGUUGCUUGCACGAUACUCGCCUGUGACAGGAGCGAGCUGAGCAAGGCUAUCGAGACCGAGAAACCAUUAAGGACGACGAUGUUAGAUUGGUUCGUUGAGGUAGUGGACACUGCGGCUACGGGGUCAUACGGGGCCGAAGCGCUAGGUUAUGAUCGAGCUAGUCAGCGUACCGAGCAAGUGAAGACCAAGGUUGCCGACAUGACUCUUCUCGUACCCGGCGGACUAAUAACAAAGGACGUAACCGACUUUGCAGAUGCGAUGCAACAGCACGACUUUGUCGAUAAUGCCGGACUAAUCGCGAGGCUCCUUUCCAGAACUGCAGGACUCGAAACGGAUGCCGCCGUCUUUAAAGCAAUAACCAGAAGCAAGCAACUACUUCACCGCUCGAAAAAGUCACUGAUACACACAUCUGACCCUUCGAACAUGUCAGACACCAUGACGAAGUUCUUCGCAUCAUGUAACAAGAAGCGAGAGAAGUUCCGUGAACUGAUGCGUGGCCAUUUCCACUGGGUCACCGGUCCGGGAGACAAACGCGGAGAUGGAAUCGGCGUACUUAGGGAGCUACAGAAAAGGGAUAUCGUUUGGCAAGGAGGAGCUGAGAAUGAAGAACAUACUCCGGGAAGUGUGCAAACCACGAUCCAGACAGUAGAGGUUUUUCUGUGAGUAGACCGACUAGCGGUAACGUCUAAGGUGGGGACUCGUUUAGAAAGGUAACACUUGGUAUGAAAUAGAAUCUUCUUUAGUAUGGUAUUCAGAGUAACGCUCUUCUCGUCACUCUAAGACCGGGGAAUUGUAAAUUUCUUAAGUAAGUAAAAGCAGCACUCGGAGGAAAUUUAGUAGGUACUAUGACGAGAGAACGUGUUCCACCAAGACAAUCGUAGCCACGAGAUCCCCACCAGAACAAACAAUGCAUCCCACCAAAUCGAUGAAUCUGGCUCGUCUUUGUUUUGAGCGUCGUACAAAUCAUCGACUCACAUGCAAACUUCUUUGUGCUCGUCGAUGGGAUGAGCUCCAUUCAUUUCUUAUAAUUAACAUUUCUUCUCUGACGAAGCCUUCUUAUGACCUACGGGUUAACUCCUCAAGUUCGCGGUUGCCUGAGCUCCGCAAGAGACAGUUUCUAUUGUGAUUGAACUAAUUGCAGUGAUUACUGCGCAUUCCUCUCUUCUCAUUUGAAGAGAUAAAAUGAUUCUUUAAAGUGUUCUCAGUUGCUUCCACGAACAGAGCCCAACGAGUUUAUCCAAUAUUUCAAUAUUUAUAUUAAUAUUAAGUACUCAUUUACAACAGGUCGUUACAGCGGCGCCUUGUGGCCUUAUUUGCUUGAAAAGGCGCUGGGUAAGUUGUUUGGGACUUAUGGAAUGCUGAACGGCGUAUCUGCUUGUCUUAUCUGGUCCAUUUUGUCGGGCGUCUCAGGCUAUCAAGUCUUUUUCCCAUGGGCACGCAAACAAUCCAACCUCGUUGACACUUGGGGCGAAGGCCAUCUAGGAUCAGACAGUCACUUUGCCGAAUGCACCUUCUGGGACGUAAGCCUUUGAAGAUAAAACACAAGGAGCAAAAACCAAGUAGAAUUAGAGGCUCAUCAUGUUUACAGAUCUAUUUCUAUCUUUUUCAGCUUCGAGCCCCAGCCUACACCUACUUAAAGUUCAGCCCAUGCGCAUGCGGAUGUUCGCAAGCUUCGGCUACGCUUUCGUCUUAUUUUUCCUGUGGCGACAAGAAUACGAAUAACUCCGAUCAAUAUCUAUAAAGAAUUAGAAGUCCUCCAAAACCAAAUGUGUGACUGUGACUCUCACAGAUGCACACUGAACAAUCACACCAGCAGGUCUCGGAGAAUGCAGUUACGUCCGAUUCUGUCUGGGAGUCCCUGAAAAACUUGACGAAUGAGGGCCACAUUGUCGCUUGCAACUUCAUACCAGUAGCAGAAGACUCAAAUGCUAGCGCUUUUGGACUCCUGGCUCAUCAGCUGUACAGCAUAAUCGAUUGCAAGGACAUCGUCAGCGGGCAAGAGCGCCACCGUUUGUUGAAGGUAGAAAAGUAAUUCGAAGUGUUAAAAGUUGAAUUUUGAGUUCUUCACCUAGUGCUGAAUGUUGUAUCCGCGUAUCGAGAACGAGAGCAGCUAGACUUCCUGGUAAUUUUGCGUGGUCGACGACGGAGCUAAUUCACACAGUCGUGGACACCUUCUUCAGCUCGUUGUAACAUAAAACAGGAAUAGGAAAUACAACAACGUUACUCUUUCUCUUUCUCUUCUGUGUUCUUACAUGUUCAUGGAAACUAGAGCCACGACUUCUUCAGUAUUAUCAUCUUUCGGACGACUUCUCCAUUCGCAAACACUCCUUCAUUCCUAGAUCCGCAACCCGUUUUACAUGUUUGAACCGUUUACGGGCUCGCUUUCGCGCGAGGAUGAAUGGACGAAGCUUGGUCGCGAAGUGACACGACAUUGCAAGGUUGGUGUGUCUUUUCAAGGCGAGGAAGAGAUAGGUGCUUUCCUGGAACAGGUCAAUGAUCCCACAAUUUUUUGGUUCACCUGGGCUGAGUUUCAGACUCUUGUUUACACAGUUGUCUACUCGGAGUUCCCACUUGCUUUGGACGAAGCGCGCAGAGGGGCAAAGGUAUUCGUGCUAUAAACUUAGCGUAUUAACUUCAACGCAACUAGAUCUAGAGAUGCUAGAGUGCUUGCUUCAGCAAGAGCGGCAAGUGAGUAGAGGCUUUACUGGGUGGAGUACAACGAGUAGUUAAAUUUCAGAACAUCACUUGGAAAUGGAUGUUUGUAUGAUUCAAUCAUCGAUUUUGAUCCAGACGUAUGAAAGACAAAGAUGGUCACGAGGACUUCCUUGAUAGAUAAAAUCAACAAAUACAACAGUUUCGAACAACCGCGAUGUUGGAGAAGACCAGCUUUGCGGCCGUGGGUCCUAGCGCCCCAUCGACCAACAAAAGUGUGAGGUUUUCGGCAAGACCAUCGUCAUCAUGUGGUUACGACAGCGUUACUCAACUGGGUGAAACACUCAAAUUCGGGAACUCCUCACAAUUCCGCAACGUAGCCAACCAUGCUGGUACAGGGCACUUGUCCCCUCCUGCUGGCCUCCGCAUGUCCGGCAUCGGCGGUGCCGGCACUACCACUCCGUCAUUUCUGCAACAGCAGCGCGAGCGCCUGCAUGCUAUCGGAGCUUCUGGAGGUGCGGGGGGAUCCGUAAAUAAUCAGAGGAGCAGCGCUGACUCUGUUUCGCCAACGACCUCCCCAUCCGGAAAGCUGUACCGGGAAGCUUUGCGAUUUUCAUCCGGGUCCAAUCAUGGUGGAGUCAGUACCCUUGGAGGAGGCGCGGUCGUGGCUGGUGCCACACCUGUUUCGUAUCCAAGUUUCGCCCCGAACCCCAAUCGAUCGCCAGCACGAUUGCCCGGGCUGUACACCACGCCAAACCUAAAGCAAAACGUGUUCAACAUGAAUUCCGGUCAGCAACUUCCGAUUUCGGUUGGGGUACUGCCGCAACCACCGCCGCCAGCACACGAAAGUGCAGCUGCUUCAGUGUCGUACUCCCAGCAAGUGCAAAACCUACUAUUUGGCGGUAGUGCAGGAGUAAACGCGUCUACAGAUGUCGCUUCAAAGAUAUCACCGCCGUCUCUGACCGAACUCGCAGAUGCAGGUGCUUCGACUCCAGCAUUUGCGAGUAAGAGCCCAGCGGCCGAGGUGAAACCCCCGACGCAGUAUCCUGUGUUACGUUCGCCAUCGGACGCAGGGUAUACUGAGGCUGACGACGGGUCACCAUCCGCACCACCUGCCGACGACCACGAGGUCGGCAUGCUCCCAUUACUGGGUUCUUCCUCAUCUACGAGAGACCGACUUGGCGCUGACAGACCCUCCUACACUAGCGCAGCGGUACAGCAGCGAGUUUUUCCUAGCGCGACGGCGUCGGCAGCUGCUGCACGGACCGUAGCAUUUGCUAAGGACGCUUACCGUUCCAGUGUCCAAAGAGCACGUAAUUUCCCGGGUGACUACAGCACAGAAGUACAAAACGAGAUAAAAACGGGUGAAGAGGCGAAUGCUCCAUCGUCAUGGGACGAGAAGGUGAAAAGUGUAGUGCCAUCAUUUUUGACUGCAAAUAUUGACCUGCGUGCUGCAACAACAGCCUCCUUUUCACGCCCGCAGGUGCGAAUUGCGGCCACUAGUGAGUUAUCACCAACACACAUCACAGCUGUGCCUUCGUUUGCGAGAGCAGCGCCAGAUGGUAGACUGUCCCCACCCAAGUCCAUGAGAGUACAAGCAAUGCCGCUGUGGAUGCAGUGUGCGUUGAGCACAACACGCAAGAGCCUUGUGCGCGCUGCGGCGCGUCGCUCUGGGUCACCCAAUCUUCGCAGCUCUUCUUCUGCAAUCGGACAAGGAACACCAUCCUCCUAUGAACUGGAUUCGGUUAUGAAGCUGGCGUUAUAUCACGACCUGUGCCGGUCCAAUCGACAGGGGGUAGGCAUCGACCAACUAAGAUUCCAAAGUCUCGUGUCGAAACAUAAUCCGAGCCUCUCAGAUCCUGACCUCGACGAACUUUGGCGCGCCUGCGAUCGUGACGGUGAUGACAUGCUGAACUAUACCGAGUUCGCAGCUGUUUUUUAGUAAAAAAGCCUAAAGUUUUUAGCUACAGUUACAACUACGCCUCAUGAACGUGAAGCUCUUCGUCAACAAAAAUUACAUCAAGGAUUUGGGGCUGAAGAAAACUCUGACCUACUUCUGGUUACAAACAUUACAAAGCGAAAAUAAGGGACUCCUAAGUUGUAAAUUAUGAUGGGUACUAUGCCGGGCUAAUUUGACAAGAAAUCCAUAAUGGACUAAGCGUACUUAGUAUAAGCAAGCAUCGGAACUGUUUUUUUGUUUUUAGAGUCCUUUUUUGUACAGUUUUCAGAUUUUCGAUUAAUGUCGAAAUGUUAUGAGUUGUCAGGAUCAGUUUCAGUUGUUUUUGGAUGGCACAUGAUUAUUGAUGAGUUCUAGUCGAGUUAGAGACCGACUUUUCUCCGUAAGCGCAUUGCAAUGAGUUCUUUUCUUCGAUUCGCGCGUUUUCGCAGAGCUAUUUUUUUUCUGUCUAUUAAGCAAAAAUAGAAUUGGGAUGUUUAAUAUUGUAUGUUUGUAGGUUGAUGAUGAUCUUCGUGAUAGAUAAUCAUGGAUGAUUCUUCAGGAUUACAAAUGAGACCCUAUCAGUUUUUCUAUAUUAUAAUGUCUUUCAUUCAAUACUAGUGCGAAAGCCGAGCUGCAUCAAGCACAAGUGGUGAUACCAAUUAUAACGCGGUGCGAUAGAAGCUUGCAAGUCCUGUAAAGAAGAAGAAAGUCUUAAGUUCAAACAACUUUCUCACAAAGGAUGACGAUGAAUUGCAAUGGGAGUCCUUCUUGGAUCAUGAAGUGAAUCUAUCAGACGCGCAAAGUAAGAAAGGGUAUUGAAAAUCUCUUUAGGAGGUAUCAAUAGGUAUAGGUAGUUAGAGUUUCACUUGCUCUUACAGUUACAGUAGACAGAACAAUUUUCUUCUUCGAUUUCAGGUUUUUUUUCAGCAAUCUGAAUUUGUGUUUAAUACUGAUAAAGAUGAAUAUCAUGGAUUCUUUCAUCUCUAUGCGACAUGGGCGUUGUAAAUUGAUGCAGAAGUAGCUGCUUGACACUCAGUUCCCCUGCAGCAGCGGUUGCUCGUGAUGUUUAACCGUCGUUGAGAUUGACAGCUUCUUCUUGGUUGAUCUUUUCAUCUGUCGAGAAAUUCGGCGAUCGAGGACGUAUUCUACUCCUAUUUCAGCAGGAUCCAGUUGUAGAAGAGAUUACUCUUGUUUGACUCCAUCUCCA